This is a messenger RNA of Amborella trichopoda, 2857 nucleotides long. RefSeq names its product alpha-L-arabinofuranosidase 1 (gene ASD1). Lineage: Eukaryota; Viridiplantae; Streptophyta; Magnoliopsida; Amborellales; Amborellaceae. Gene Ontology annotation, biological process: L-arabinose metabolic process. Gene Ontology annotation, molecular function: alpha-L-arabinofuranosidase activity. The record is from RefSeq and is a predicted model, not a curated record.
UUUUCUUUAUCAACAAGAUGUCCUUCCUUUUGUCUUUCCUUCAAGUUUCAUUUAUCCCUUCAAUCAUUGUUUAAUCACAAAAAACAACACUUUCAUUUCAUUUCCUAAAAUACCGCUGACACCCUCUGCUCUCUCUCACUGUCUUCCCCUCUGCGAAAACAAUCUCAUUUUGUAUUCCCUUUCAAUUUUGUACUCCAUUUCUACUCUUGUUAUUGUUUCAUGAAUUCCUCAACUUUUCCUUUUUUGUCACUCAAUAAUUCAACAACUCUUUCUCUCUCUUGUUUUUCACUCAACUACAACCAGUGAAACUAAUUGAUCAUAUUUUGGUCAACUAUAAAUUGAUUGAUCCAUGGUGCUAUUGUUAUUGUUGAGGCCUUUUACAGUGAAGGCAUGGGCAAACACCUCCUUUUUCAUGGAAUCCUAACCAGAUUAAAGCCUCUGCAGUUCUAACAGCAAGUUGUUAUGGAUAUGCAUGAAAAACCUCUAUUUAUACCACUGAUAAGCUUAUCUCUAUUGGCAUGUGAAGCCCAUUCUCUUAGUUUCUUCUCUUGAUCUGAAGAUUUUGAGUGUUUCAGCAGUGGAGAAGCUGAAGAUGGGUUUCCUUGGAAGUUGUUUGGGAUUUCUUGUUUUUGGAGUAAUUGGGAUAUGCGUCUUCUCUGAAACUGAAGCCUUUGCUGCAGAUAAAAAACAGGCUACUCAGUUGAUCGUGGAUGCUCAGGCCAAUUCUGGGAGACAAAUCCCAGAGACACUUUUUGGCAUAUUUUUUGAGGAGAUUAAUCAUGCUGGGGCUGGUGGAAUAUGGAGUGAGCUUGUAAACAAUAGAGGUUUCGAAGCUGGUGGGCUCAACACUCCAUCAAAUAUUGACCCUUGGUCUGUGAUUGGUAAUGAAUCACAAUUAAUUGUAUCGACUGAUCGUUCCUCUUGUUUCCCUCGUAAUCAAAUUGCACUCCGGAUGGAAGUGUUAUGCAAUAUUGAAGGUUCCAAUAUUUGUCCAUCUGAUGGAGUUGGAAUAUACAAUCCUGGGUUUUGGGGCAUGAACAUUGAACAAGGGCAGAGCUAUAAAGUUGUUUUCUACAUUAGGUCAACUGGAUCAGUGAACCUUACAGUUGCAUUUACAAGUUCAGAUGGAUUACGAAGCUUGGCUACUGCUAAUGUUAUAGCUGAUAGUUCUGAUGUGCAGAAGUGGACAAAGAAGGAACUUCUAUUGGAGUCUAAGGGAUCCGACGAUAAUGCAAUACUUUCAUUGACUACCACCCAAAUGGGUUCAAUUUGGAUUGAUCAAGUAUCGGCUAUGCCAUUAGAUACUUACAAGGGGCAUGGCUUCAGGGAGGGACUGUUAAAUAUGCUUGCUGAUAUAAAACCACGGUUUAUGCGAUUUCCAGGUGGCUGUUAUGUUGAAGGUGAGUGGCUAAGAAAUGCAUUUCGCUGGAGAGCAUCCAUUGGCCCAUGGGAAACAAGGCCUGGACACUUUGGUGAUGUUUGGGGUUAUUGGACCGAUGAUGGGCUGGGAUAUUUUGAGUUUCUCCAACUUGCUGAGGAUCUAGGUGCUUUACCUAUAUGGGUUGUCAAUAAUGGAAUUAGUCAUACAGAUCAGGUUGCAUCUUCGAGCAUUUUACCGUUUGUAAAGGAUGCUCUUGAUAGUAUUGAAUUUGCCAUAGGCGAUUCCAAAUCAAAAUGGGGAUCUGUUCGAGCAGCAAUGGGACAUCCAGAACCAUUCCCAUUGAAAUAUGUGGCAAUUGGAAAUGAAGAUUGUGGGAAAAAGAAUUACAAAGGAAAUUACAUGAAGUUCUACAGUGCCUUUAAAAAUGCAUACCCUGACAUCAAAAUCAUCUCAAAUUGCGAUGGAUCUUCUCAUCCACUGGAUCAUCCUGCUGAUUUAUAUGAUUUUCAUGUCUACACUUCAGCAAGCAAAUUGUUUAAGAUGGCUCAUCAAUUCGAUAAUACACCACGUACUGGACCAAAGAUUUUUGUUAGUGAAUAUGCUGUGAAUGGAAAAGAUGCUGGGACUGGAAGUCUCUUGGCAGCAAUAGCAGAAGCUGGUUUCCUUAUUGGGCUGGAAAAGAAUAGUGAUAUUGUGGAGAUGGCAAGCUAUGCACCACUUUUUGUCAAUUCAAAUGAUCGACGGUGGAACCCAGAUGCCAUUGUCUUCAAUUCAUCUCAUCACUAUGGGACUCCUAGUUAUUGGGUACAGCAAUUUUUCAAGGAAUCAAAUGGUGCAACUGUUGUUCCUUCCCUGAUCCAAGGAGGUUCUUCAAAUCUUCUGAUAUCCUCUUCAAUAAUUUGGCAAAGCUCAGAGGAUGACAAUUAUUACUUACGGAUAAAGGUUGUUAACUUUGGCGAUAGUGUGGUGCCUCUGAACAUUACCAUAACUGGAUUGAGCUCAAACAGCAUCCGUUCGUCAGGGUCGAAGAUGACAGUACUGACUUCCAAUAACGUGAUGGAUGAAAACUCGUUUGAAAAUCCAAGCAAGGUGCUACCUUUUAAAACAUCACUCGAGAAUGUCGGACCCGAGAUGAAUAUUACCCUCUCUGCACACUCGGUCAAUGCAAUCGAUGUUGCGGUGGUUCCGGAACUACUUCAAGUUAUAUGACUGUCAUCUUUUUCUCAAGAAGAAGGGGACAGAAAGAAAAAGAUGCAGAGAAAGAGAAAGUUGCACUUGUCAGAGAAUUGGCAUACGCAUUGCCACGAAUUACGGUUAAUUCUGAUCGCUGCUGCUUCUUGUUCUCAUUGCCAAUUUGUUGUGGUUGUGUUAUUAUUUGGAGACUGAAAAUUAGUACUCUAUUCAUGUAAAUAUAUUAUUGCUUCCCUCUUGGAAGAAAUAAAUUAUAAAUAGAUUCUAAGUGCUUGUCUUUUUUAA